Corvus hawaiiensis (hawaiian crow) is the source of this 4018-nucleotide messenger RNA. Its product is annotated as DNA-binding protein RFX2-like. Gene Ontology annotation, biological process: regulation of transcription by RNA polymerase II. NCBI's taxonomy places the organism in Eukaryota, Metazoa, Chordata, Aves, Passeriformes, Corvidae. The record is from RefSeq and is a predicted model, not a curated record. Bases 439 to 2628 code for a protein of 729 amino acids. The transcript has 17 exons. Gene Ontology annotation, cellular component: nucleus. Gene Ontology annotation, molecular function: RNA polymerase II cis-regulatory region sequence-specific DNA binding; DNA-binding transcription factor activity, RNA polymerase II-specific.
CUCCCAAGUGAGCAGCAGCAGCUGCCAUUGGAUGCUGAUGAAAAGGAACAAUUAAAGAUUGUGAGUUGGGAGGAAUAUUCCACUCUGCAGGAGCCAUGGACAUUCCCAUCGGGUGAUCCGGAGCGCUGCUGUCGCCUCCCAGCCUUCCCAUCCAUGGAGAGCAUUCCUUGCUGGUGUUGCAGUGAUGGGGACAGCACUGGGCAGCAGUGCCAGGUGUCCCAAGGAUCAGUAGCGUGGAUUUGGCUGUGAACAAAGGUUGGAAAACUUUUGGAUUAUGAAAUCACCCAUCCAGCCUUUGCCUGUGCUGCCAUUGGGAUGUGGAGCAUCGAGAGGAACUCUGUGGAUUAAGGAAAAUCCGGGGCAUAGUGGAAGACUGCUGAAGAGGAGGAGCAUCCAGAGCCUUCCCUUCUCACCAGCAGGACAAAGAAAAUACUGGGAAUGAACUGCUGGCAGAAGGAAUGGUGUGAGGCUGAAGCCCUCGGGGUUGUUGAGCACUGGUGCCCCUUUCAGUGUGGGCAGAGGCUGUUUGAGCAGGAUGGCCUCACCUUACAGAGGGUUUUGGUCCAAGCCACAGGCUCCGCUCCCAAAGGGGCGCAGAUGCAGCAAAUCUCCGUUCCCAGAGUCCAGCAGGUUCCACAACAGGUGCAGUCUGUGCAGCACGUUUACCCAGCCCAGGUGCAGUAUGUGGAAGGAGGAGAAGCUGUUUAUACCAAUGGAACCAUACGAGCCGCCUACUCCUACAGCAGCGAGGCGCAGAUUUACGCUCCCGCCAGCGCCGCGCCCUAUUUCGAAGCGCAGGGAGGAGGUGGAGCUCAGGUGACUACAGCGGCAUCCUCUCCUACAGCCAUUCCCUCUCACAACAUGGUGGGCAUCACCAUGGACAUUGGGGGAAGUCAGAUCCUCUCCGGCUCGGGAGCCUAUCUCAUUCAUGGGGGGCUGGAGAACUCUAGACAUUCUCUGUCACACACCUCACGCUCCUCUCCAGCAACGCUUGAAAUGGCGAUUGAAAACCUACAAAAAAAUGAAGGGAUUACAUCACACAAAAGCAGUUUGCUCAACAGCCAUCUGCAGUGGCUGCUGGAUAACUACGAGACAGCGGAGGGUGUGAGCCUCCCCAGGAGCUCCCUGUACAACCAUUACCUGCGGCACUGCCAGGAGCACAAACUGGACCCCGUCAACGCCGCCUCCUUCGGGAAACUCAUCCGCUCCGUCUUCAUGGGGCUGAGGACUCGGCGCCUGGGCACCAGGGGGAAUUCCAAAUAUCACUACUACGGGAUCCGCCUGAAGCCGGAGUCUCCGCUGAACCGCCUGCAGGAGGACACCCAGUACAUGGCCAUGAGGCAGCAGCCCAUCCACCAGAAGCAAAGGUACAGAGCAGCCCAGAAGAUGGAUGGGAUGGCAGAGAGUGCCUCCAACAGCAACCCCCACACCACACCUGAGCAGUCAGUGGCUGCUCAGAGCCAGCACCAUCAGCAGUUCAUAGAUGUAACCCAUGUCUUUCCCGAGUUCCCAGCCCCUGAUCUUGGUAAUGUCCUCUUACAAGAAGGUUUCACCUUGAACGACGUGAAAACUCUGCAGAUUCUCUACAGGAGACACUGCGAGGCCACUUUGGAUGUUGUGAUGAACCUCCAGUUUCACUACAUCGAGAAGCUGUGGCAAUCCUUCUGGAGUCCCAAGGCACCCCCUAGUGAUGGCCCCACUGCUCUGCCUUCCAGUGAAGAGGAGCCCGAAGGGACCCUCCCAAAGGACAAACUGAUCACUCUGUGCAAGUAUGAGCCCAUCCUCAAGUGGAUGAGGAGCUGUGACCACAUCCUGUACCAGGCCCUGGUGGAGAUCCUCAUCCCUGACGUGCUCAGGCCAGUGCCCAGCACGCUGACACAGGCAAUCCGGAAUUUUGCCAAGAGUUUGGAAGGAUGGCUGAUGAAUGCCAUGAGUGAAUUCCCCCCGCAGGUCGUGCAGACCAAGGUGGGGGUGGUGAGUGCCUUCGCCCAGACCCUGCGCAGGUACACGUCCCUCAACCACCUGGCGCAGGCGGCGCGCGCCGUGCUGCAGAACACGUCCCAGAUCAACCAGAUGCUCAGCGACCUCAACCGCGUGGACUUCGCCAACGUGCAGGAGCAGGCCUCGUGGGUGUGCCAGUGCGAGGAGGGCAUGGUGCAGAAGCUGGAGCAGGAUUUCAAGCUGACUCUGCAGCAGCAGAGCUCUCUGGAUCAGUGGGCCAGCUGGCUGGAUAAUGUGGUGACUCAAGUGCUGAAGCAUCACGAGGGCAGCCCCAGCUUCCCCAAGGCAGCCCGGCAGUUCCUGUUGAAGUGGUCCUUCUAUAGCUCCAUGGUGAUCCGUGACCUCACCCUGCGCAGCGCUGCCAGCUUUGGCUCCUUCCACCUGAUCCGCCUGCUCUACGACGAGUACAUGUUCUACCUGGUGGAGCAUCGUGUGGCCCAGGCAACAGGGGAGACCCCAAUUGCUGUCAUGGGAGAGUUUGGUGACCUUGCAUCCCUGUCCCCGACACUGCUGGACAAAGAUGACAUCGGCGAGCUGGGCACUGAGGUGGACCCGGAGCGGGCGCUGGGGGAGCCGCUGGUGAAACGGGAGCGCAGCGAGCCCGGCCACUCCCUGCAGGAGAUCUGACACCGGGGCUGGGCUGCUCCCAGCUGCACAGAGCCAUCCGGAGCCAGGGUUGGUGCCCCAAGCCUGGGCCUGCCCGGAUCUGCGUUAUUAUAGUGCCUCUUAGUUUCUCUUUAUGUUUACUUGUGUUUGAGGAUGGGCUCCGGGCUGAGCCGGGGCAGGCGCUGGGACAGGGCGGGUUUGGCCUCCAGUGUCCCUCCAGUGUGGAGGGAGAAGCUCCAGAGUCUGCUCCCAAGGGAUAGAAGCCUCUGUGGCCAACAGCCCAUGGGAUGUGCCUGGCUGGGAGAAGCUGUCCUCGCUCUCCAGCCGGAGCGAGGCGCACAGAUGAGGCUUUCUCUGUCAGGGAAGGUGCUUUGGGUUCCUUCCCCGCUUCUCAGACUUCACUGUGAUACAGACUUGAACCAAUCAGUGCCCAAGAAGAAGGAAAAAUACCUGGCCCUUCUCCUGCAGCCUUUCCAGACAAGCUGUCCUGGCUCUGGCUUUGCCAAAUCUCUUGUACCAGGGAGCACAGGACAGUCGGUGUCUCUUGUCCCCACCUGGGGAGAGGCUCCAGGCUGCACAUCCCGGCGGACACGGGCGUGCUCUGGGACUAUGGGAUGAGCCUUCCCACCUGCUUCCACGUCUCCCCAGCUUGGCACUUCACCCCAACGCUCCCAGGAUGCCAACUCAAGAUACCAAAGGACUCCGAGGCAGUGGCAGCUGCAUGCAGAGCGUGUUCCUUGCCCUGUGCCACGAUGCCUGUGGGCAAUCCUGUGGCAAUCCUGUGGGCAGUCCUGUGGCAAUCCCAUGGCAAUCCUGUGGCAAUCCCGUGGCAAUCCCAUGGCAAUCCCGUGGCCAUCUGCAUCCUCUAUGGUGCCCAGGCAGAGGGGAACUGGUCCCACAUCCUGGGGUUUGUGAAAUUGCCACUCCAUGUCCUUCUCUGACCUUCAAGGAGGGUCCGGAGCAGGGGCGAGGGUGUGCGACCGCAGUGCCUUAGGGUGGGCCUUGUUCCCAUUUCCCCCGCUCCGGGUGGGCCAGCACAGCUCAGACUGACCCAGCACGGCUCAGACUGACCCAGCAGCACAUCCCAGGUGGGGAGGGGCUGUCACAGACCCCAGGGGGGCUCAGCACUCCAGUGGCAUUUCUCUCUCUGGAUCCCUUUGCCUUUUCCUGCAGCGACAGCGCAGGGGUGGCUCCCGUGGGGCUGAGCUGGGAGAGCUCAGCAGGGUUUAUCCCCCUUUCCCGUGUCCUAUGGGGUCUGUGCUGACAUGGAUUACCCAGGGAUGCUGUGGACUACACUGGGGUGCUGUGGGCUGCAGGGCAGAGGAGGCGGGGGAAAUCUGUCAUCAAACUAAACCGCAUAAACAAAGCCCUGGGGCAAAUCUUUCUGUGAAUAAAGGCCGUGUCAUAAAUA